Messenger RNA from Mya arenaria, 1559 nucleotides. RefSeq lists its product as uncharacterized. The transcript has 9 exons. Lineage: Eukaryota; Metazoa; Mollusca; Bivalvia; Myida; Myidae. The record is from RefSeq and is a predicted model, not a curated record. Bases 216 to 1433 code for a protein of 405 amino acids.
UUAAAAUCAAUAUAACCCUUUAAAGCUGUGUGGAACCAAAUAGUUGUAGGAGUUUAAUCAUAAUGCAGGUAUAUAAUACGGGCUGACUACUAAAUACCUGAGAGUGAUUCAUAUCGGUUAAGUGACAUUAAGUUUACUUCCCCACCGGAAGUCAUUUACAGACGACAAUAUACUUCCUGGUCUGGAAUAAACCCUGUAAGCAAAACACUGCAGGAAUGAGGGAAGGCCAAAGUAUAAUUAAUCGUGAUGAAGAACGCAACAGGACAAACAGAAAAAGACCAUGGACUGUUGUGGAAGUUUUAGGCCUUUUCUGUCCCAUAUUGCUCUUCUGGAGAAUUUGGACGUUUUGUCGAAACUCACGAAAGGGAUGCAGAUACAAACAACCAGGACAGGACUUCGAACCGGUCAUCGACCAACUUGAUACCGAAAUUAAGUUACAGGAGACCAACAAGCAGUUAAACCGACAUAAAGAUGAAAAUGCUCUGCUCCAAAACAGGAUACACGAACUUUUGGGUGAAAAUCGUGUAAUGAAGCAUGCAAUAGAAGAAAAAGACAACGAAAUUGGCAAACUACAGCAUGAAAAAGAAACAGUCGAAACGGAGAAGGAAGAAGCUUUGAAUAGACUUUCGGAGGAAAGAGAUCUAAUAAGGAAACAUGCACAAGAAGAAAAAGACAAAAUCGUCAAACUAGAGCAAGAAAAAGAAAUACUCAAAAAGGAGAAGGAAGAUGCUUUGAAUAGAAUAAGCCAACUGGUGUCCGUCAAACUUCGAGACAAGAACCCAAACAUUGUUGACCUGAGUGACCACUACAGACCCACGAAACUGGCCGAGAUGUUUAGUGAGUUAUUUGACAACGAAUGGACUGCUGCUUAUACCUUUAUGGAGGAAAAAUUUGAACCAGAACAAAUCGAGUCCUUCCUCCUAGACAUAGCAAUGGACUCCUACACCUUCUGCAAUGAAAAGGCACACUCUUCUUGGUCCUUUGUAACAAAGUGGUUUUUGCCUGAAAGUGAUUAUAAUGCACAAACAGUGAGAAGGGUUCUGAAAGAUGGCCAAAAACGGCAAGCCCAAGGUCUAGUUUCUCAGUUAGAGAUGGAGUUUUUCGACCAUAUUACGGCGAAAUGUAGUGUUGAGCAACUACGCAGGGCCUUAUCCAACAAAGAACUGGCAGGGUACAUACACCUCUGCGUCAAAGUAUGCUUCUUGAUGGCUGUGAACGACCCUCCGGUUAUCAUUGAAUGCCCAAACAGAGGGAAACCUGACAUAGAGUUUAACAGAGCAGAGUUCAAGGAGUAUAAAACACGCGGACCAUACAUGGCUUUCUACGUAUGGCCCCUUAUUAGACUGGCCGCCGAUGGCCCUCUUUUAAGCAAGGGGGUUGCACAAGGGGCGAAUGAACCAGCCAAUCCAGUUGCCUGGACAUGGAGUAAAUAAAUACAUACCAUCUUUCUUGUCCUGUUUUUUCUCAAACAGUUUCAUUUUUUACUGAACUGAGUGCUUAAAUCUUAAAUCAUGUUUGCAAAAGAAAAGGAAACUACUAUUUUGAUAUUUCUUCUUUUA